Molecule: messenger RNA, 1362 nt
Organism: Protopolystoma xenopodis
Lineage: Eukaryota; Metazoa; Platyhelminthes; Monogenea; Polystomatidea; Polystomatidae
Source: the annotation of a GenBank genome assembly
AUGCUUGCCACGUCAUCAACUGAGUUCAACUCUUCCCUGAUAUCGGCCAUUCUGUCGUUGACGGGAGCCGAGGGUAGGAACGUCUUGUCGCAGCGACUUGACGAUACGAGUCAACCUGGUCUUCGUCGACACUUUAACUAUGAUAUCGGCGAACAUUACCAAAACUACUGGGCGCAAAGGCAGCAAAGGGAACAGCAGCCUGGUCUGGAUGAGGCAUUUUCAGGCGAAGACGCCAGAAGGUCUUUCAACGAUUCUUUCAAUCAAGCCAGAAACUCUUCAUCUCAGGCCUUUUUGCUUGAUGUAACCACGGGGACAGUAGCAGAAUUUGAAGGUACUAGGGCGUCUGCUGAGGUGAGAAUGGAGACUUCGACUGGAGUCGGCGCAAAGUUAAAGUUCAGCAUCCAAGAGAUUCUUGGCCAGAACAAAGCGUCUGAGCUGCCUCUUCUCCGCAUGGAAGAAGUGACGCCCAGCAGUGAGGUAUCUGAUGGUUGCGGGUACCUACUCAACGGAAGCACAACCGGCCAAGCAACUGGAGGGCACUCGAUGGCCGACUCCUCCUCGGCCAUCUCCUCGUGCUCUUCGUGUUAUCGACAGGAGGAGGAAGAAGAAGUAGAGGGCGACGACGAACACAUGGAAGAAGAAGAAAAAGAAGAAGAAGAAGAAGAAGAGGUGAAAAAGAAGGCGAAGAGGGCGGUGAUAAUGGGAAAAAAGCAGAUGAGGUUUAGCCUGGCAAAAAGACAUCAAGACCCCGGGACCACAACGCUUGCGAGUUCGCUGGUCACACUGCAGCCAAGAGAGGGGGAAGUGCUUCCAAGCGGACCCUUCCAAAUCGGCAAAAGGGCGCUAAGUACCUGCCGGCUUGAACGGCGAUCUAUGAAACUGGCAAGUUGGGAAAAUCGCUCACGGGUUCGCCAGGCAGUUGGUCGACGUGCUGAGUUGAAGAGGUACGAGGAGGAUGGACAAAGUGAAUCGCCAUUCCAACAGAAGAGUGAGGGCUCUGAACAUUCAUCAGUCGGUGGCCAACUCACCAGCUCGUCUGGGACAGGAGCAUGCAUUUAUGCAGCCAACAUACCAGCAAAAGCUGCAGCUCAGAUGACAAUGACGACAUGCCUGGCUUCUACCGAAACGAUCCCACGGAGAGGGAGCAGAAGGGUGGAAGAAAUAGAGUUUACAGUGCCAUCGGCCGGACAAGAAGCACAUCAAGAAGAGAUAUGCACCUCGUUGGAACUUAAAGUGCCGCCUAGUCAGGCCUUGGUGAGACAAACGGAAUCCGGUAUUGAUGAGUACUCAAGUCUAUUCUGGAAGUUUCUUGGGAGUAUCGACGUCGUAAGUUUAACUGUUCAUCGAUAUAUACAAAAUUGA